AAGAGAGAGCACUGUUGGUGCUUGUCUGUGUAUUCUGGGUUACCUCACAUCUAUUGUUUUCUUUCUGAGAGAGCGCUCUGCAGACCUGAAAACACAAAGAUUCCCGCCGUAGUGGAAUGCCUGUCUUGCCUGGAUUUCCUUUAACGUUAUAGUGUUUUCUCACCGAAUUUCUCCAUCCUUGGUUUUUCUGGAAUGAGCUGUUUCCUGCCUGCGUCGUUUCCAUGCCAGCAUGGGAACUGUCGUGUCUAAAAGGAAGAAUUUAAGAAACGAUGCGAUAUCUUCCGUGGCAGCAAAAGUUAGAGCAGCGCGAGCAUUUGGAGAGUACCUGUCCCACACACACCCUGGGAGCCAAAACGGAUCAGCCCAUCUCCUGUCUGACACGUUUGUGGGCCCAGACUCUGACUCCCCUGGUGGUGUCCGUCACCACAACAACAACCAUCCAUACCCCCACAGGGGUUCUCCAGCCCCCCCUGAGUCCAGCCUGGUGAAGCAUCCGCUGGGCCACCUCCAGCCCCCACCCCCCUCCAUCACCACCACCAAGACCCGCCUGUCUCUGGAGCGCAGCUUCUCAGCCGAAGAGGACCAGCAGAAGUGUGUGGAGUGUGCCCUGCAGCCUGCCCGUGUCUACACCAUCACCGGAGAUCACAGUAUGCUGGGUAGCAACCGGGGCAGCAAGGAGAGCCUGGAGCUGGAAGUGCUGAAGGGGGCGUCGACCCUGGUCCAGCCCUCCACCUCCCCCUCCUCCACCUCCUCCCCCACCCAGCACCACCUUCGCCAUGGACACCGUGGCAAUACUCAUCGCGACGAUGGGAGCCAUCGUCACGGCAACCCUGUUGCCGGCGGCAGCAGCAGCAACCACCACACCCUGGCUGUUACCGGCGGGGGUGCUGCCCACCAUGGUCACCAUGGCAGCCACCACCACCUGUCCCAGCAGCCCCUGUCAAGCUCAGUCAGCGCCCACAACAUCCGCAGCUGGGGUGAGGGGGGAAAGGGGGGCUCGCGGGAGGACUGCAGCCUCAACAUGGCCUUGGACUCUAGCGGGGCUCCAUCCCGUAGCCAGGGCUCCCUGGAUCUAGAGAGCUCCCGCGAGGCAGGCAAGCAACACAGACUCCUUGAGAGGAUGUGGAGUGUGGACCGGAUGACUGGGCUGGAGAGAGAGGACAACAACUGGUACCCAAAAGAAAAUAUGUUCAGCUUUCAGACUGCUUCUACCACCAUGCAGGCGAUAUCGAACUUCCGGAAGCAUCUUAGAAUGGUGGGCAGCAGGAGAAUGAAGGCACAGACAUUUGCCGAGCGUAGAGCGAAGAGUUUCAACCGCUCCUGGAGUGACCCCACCCCUGUCAAGAAUGACUCUUCACAUGCCACCAGAGACAGUGGGGACCUGCCAGCCUCUUGUGGGACUCUGGAUGAGGGGGAGCGUGAGGACCUAGACUGGGAGGAGGAGAGGGAGAUGGAGAGACUGGCCUGUGAGGGAGAUGACUUCAUCCCACCCAAAAUUAUGCUGAUCUCCUCCAAAGUCCCCAAGGCAGAGUACGUUCCCACCAUCAUCCGCAGGGAUGACCCCUCAAUCAUCCCCAUCCUCUAUGACCAUGAACAUGCUACGUUUGAUGAUAUCCUCGAGGAGAUUGACAAGAAGCUAACAGCCUACAGAAGAGGCAGCAGAAUCUGGAGGAUGCUCAUCUUCUGUCAGGGAGGUCCAGGACAUCUGUACCUGUUGAAGAAUAAAGUGGCCACAUUCGCCAAGGUGGAGAAAGAGGAGGACAUGAGUCAGUUCUGGAGGAGGCUGAGUCGGUUUAUGAGCAAAGUGAACCCUGAACCCAACCUCAUCCACAUUAUGGGCUGCUACGUCCUAGGAAACCCCAAUGGAGAGAAGCUGUUCCAGAAGCUAAAGAACCUGAUGAGGCCUUACUCCAUCCAAUUUGAGUCACCACUGGAGCUGUCCGCACAGGGAAAAGAGAUUAUUGAGAUGUACUUUGACUUCCGUCUCUUCCGCCUGUGGAAAACCCGCCAGCACUCCAAACUCCUGGAUUAUGAAGAUCUUUUGUGACGGGGCUCCAAGUGAAGUCAACCCUGUAGCAUACAUACAGUCUAUACUGGGGCAGGAGGACCCACUCAACACCACUGCUCAACACAACUGUAACACCCAUCAUACCUGCUUUCAUCCAGGAGAGGGCUGGGAGAGGUGGAAGAGGAGAAGAGUGAGAGGAGUGAUAGAGAGGAUGAAGAGGAGGAGGAUGAAGGGUGACAUAGCAGAUUUCACGGCGCUGUGUGCCUAACCCAUUAUUUAUUUCAACCCACCUCUUCACCUCCUACGCAACCACAAAGGUCAGGGGUUAAAAAGAGAGAAACCAAGCCAAAGGAAUGCUAGAAGGACAAGGAGACCUGAAGAUUGGAGAUAAAGAGUGAUGGAGUAUAAACGGAGAGACAGAGGGAUGAAGGGAUCUUCUGUGCUCCUUCUUUCUCUCCCUCGGGGAAGGUGUCUGAGUUUUGCUCUCUCUUUCUCUCCCUCG
Molecule: messenger RNA, 2510 nt
Organism: Oncorhynchus gorbuscha (pink salmon)
Lineage: Eukaryota; Metazoa; Chordata; Actinopteri; Salmoniformes; Salmonidae
Product: NMDA receptor synaptonuclear signaling and neuronal migration factor-like
Exons: 15
Coding region: 230-2047 (605 amino acids)
Biological process (GO): regulation of neuronal synaptic plasticity; positive regulation of neuron migration
Cellular component (GO): nucleus; cytoplasm
Source: RefSeq, a predicted model, not a curated record